AUGUCUUUUUCAAAGAAACACACACCAAAAUCUUCGCAGGGGAGCAUUUCAAGCGAAGGUGAUAUAUUUUUCGAAGCCAUAACAGAAGUUAUUAAUGAAGUUGAAGAAUUAACUUUCAACAACGAUAACAAUGACGGUGGUGAUUCAACGUUUUCAACAGCUCAAAAGACGUCAUCGGUCUAUAUGACACCACAAAGUUCAACGAGUAAUUUAUUGAUUAAUGCAAUGAAACAGACUGUAAUUUAUCAAAAUACUGAUAUUGAGAAGGUAGGAUCAUCGUCAUCACAGAAAAAAUAUAAUCAUACCGUUGAACCUUCUUCAGGAUCAAAUACAUAUGUGGCUGAUUCUUAUGAUCAUAUUGAAUUAGAAAGUAAUACAAAUCAUUCGAAUCACGUAAAGAAAGAUGAUGAUGAAUGUCGAGAUGAAUACGAAAAUAAGUUUUCAAGAAAAGAUAUUACGCAGUUCAAAUCCUCCGAUAGUAGCAAUAAAAAAAAAUUCACAAAUGAUGAAUCAUCGGUGAACAUUGAUCUCAAUACCGAAAAAAGGGCCAUAAAUAACAAUGUAAAAAAUGAUUUUAAUAAAUCAUACCAUAAUGGAGAUCAUUCUUCUAAAGAGAUUAUUAUUGUAGAAGAUGAUGAUAAUAUGAUAAAAAAUUCAAAAAGAAAUUCGAAAUUAUCAUUUAUAAUAACAAGGGAUGAUAGUGAUAUUCUUACUUCAAAGAGUGAAAGUAUAACAGAAAUGGAUAAUGUGGAUUCUUUAAUAUCACAAAAGAAUAUAUCGAUAACAAAGGAGAUCAUUACAGAAUUUUCUUCAAUUGCUUCUUUUAAAGAAGAUUUUAGAGAAUCUAUUAAGAUAGAAAGGAAAAGUAAAAUUAUACAACUUAAAAAAAAAGAUAAGAUUCUUUGGUUAAUUGGAAGUUGUUUAAUUUUUUUCAUCAUUAUACUUGAUAUUAAUUUGGUUGCAAAUCAAUUACCUAAAAUUAUACAAGAAUUUAAAGCAGGUGAAAAUAUCUUAUGGAUAAUAACUAGUUAUAAUUUAGCAAAUGUAAGUUGA
Molecule: messenger RNA, 1053 nt
Organism: Funneliformis geosporum
Lineage: Eukaryota; Fungi; Glomeromycota; Glomeromycetes; Glomerales; Glomeraceae
Source: the annotation of a GenBank genome assembly